Messenger RNA from Larimichthys crocea (large yellow croaker), 1302 nucleotides. It is a transcript of the gene cldnf, whose product is annotated as claudin f. Gene Ontology annotation, cellular component: membrane; bicellular tight junction. Lineage: Eukaryota; Metazoa; Chordata; Actinopteri; Sciaenidae. The transcript has a single exon. The record is from RefSeq and is a predicted model, not a curated record. The coding region runs from base 92 to 841 and encodes 249 amino acids. Gene Ontology annotation, molecular function: structural molecule activity.
GACAGACAACAAGUGAGAGAGCUGCGUCAGUCCGAAAGACAAUCAGUACUGAGGCGCUUCUCUCUCCUGCCGCAGACAAAGCCUCGUCAACAUGGGGAGGAUUGGCAAGGAAGUGGCAGGUCAGAUCAUAAGCUUCAUUGGCUUUGUUGGGGUGGCGGUGACCUGUGGGAUUCCCAUGUGGAGAGUGACUUCCUACAUCGGUGCCAACAUCGUGACAGGUCAGAUAGUGUGGGAUGGCCUGUGGAUGAACUGCAUCAUGCAGAGCACUGGGCAAAUGCAGUGCAAGCUGAAUGAGUCUGUUAUGAGACUGACCAGAGACCUGCAAGCCGCCCGAGCCCUGGUCAUCAUCGCCCUCAUCUUCGGCUUCAUCGGCUUCCUCAUCACCUUCAUUGGAGCCAAGUGCAUGGGCUGCCUGAAGACAGAUUCAUCAAAGGCCAAGGUGGUGAUCGCAGGCGGCUGUCUCAUCAUCAUUUCUGCCAUCAUCGUCCUGGUCCCCGUAUGCUGGUCUGCAGCCAUCACCAUCACAGACUUCCAGAACCCCUUGACAAUCGAGACUCAGAGGAGGGAAAUCGGAGCCUCCAUCUACAUCGGCUGGGCCUCUGCUGCGUUUCUUCUGCUCGGUGGGAUCAUCCUAACCACAUCCUGCCCUCCUCAAAAACCCAUGUAUGGAUAUCCAGGCUACCCACCGGCACCAAUGUACCCUUAUGCAGCUCCAAACCCGGCAAUGUACGGCCCUGUGUAUGCUCCGGCAUCCAGCCGACCAUAUUCAGGCACUGGGACAUACUUACCAAACAAACCAUAUGCAGCACCAACCACAUACUCUGCUAGACAAUACCUCUGAAAACUGAAAGGACAGAAAGAGGAUAAAGACUGCGGAUGGCUUCAGGAUUUGUAAUCCCAUUAGUAAAACUGCACCAAAACACAGAUUGUAAUUCUAAAGGAUGGUAUGUAUCCCAAAACAUUGUUGGGAUUUGAAAUGAAUUCACUAAUAUUCACUGUGACCUCUGAUGAUUCUGAAUAUUUCAUAACAUGUUUUGCUCUUUUGGAUUGAUUCUAUGCUCUUAAGUAGAAAUCUUUCUAGUCCAUGAAGUCUUGAUGUGAGAGGAAUAUUGUGUCAACAUGGCAGUGUAGCAGUGAACGCUGAAAUGCUUUUCCAAUAAAUCAGUGUCGAUGUAUUUAUGAGCCGAUUUUAUACAUAGUUAUGAUUUGAGAUGUUGAUGAUUUCUGUAAAUGUCACUUUAUUUUUGAGAAUUUCAAUAAAACGUAUAUAUCACUUCACUGUUUGUGGAGUCAUUAUCCCAA